Molecule: messenger RNA, 246 nt
Organism: Trematosphaeria pertusa
Lineage: Eukaryota; Fungi; Ascomycota; Dothideomycetes; Pleosporales; Trematosphaeriaceae
Exons: 2
Coding region: 1-246 (81 amino acids)
Source: RefSeq, a predicted model, not a curated record
AUGGUGAAGGCCCCGGUCUCGGAUAGGGACCCUCUUCACGAUCGUGGCACCUUCGCGGGCCUGUGCAAUCUGACUGGAGCCGUGAGACCUGUUCCUGAUGUGGCCCUCGGUGCUGCGUUUGCUAAAGGGCCUACCUGGAGGCUGAUCUUCUACGCCAACCUCCCAUUCUGCGUGCUCGCGGGAUUCAUGCUAAAAUUCUGUCUUCGUCUCUCACGACCCUCAAAGUCAGUCGAUCUCAGCUAUUGA